Messenger RNA from Lagenorhynchus albirostris (white-beaked dolphin), 263 nucleotides. Its product is annotated as NADH dehydrogenase [ubiquinone] 1 beta subcomplex subunit 1-like. The transcript has a single exon. The record is from RefSeq and is a predicted model, not a curated record. Gene Ontology annotation, cellular component: mitochondrion. Bases 30 to 206 code for a protein of 58 amino acids. Lineage: Eukaryota; Metazoa; Chordata; Mammalia; Artiodactyla; Delphinidae.
UCGUUGUUACUUCCGAGGCUUCAGCAUUCAUGAUGAACUUACUUCAGAUUGUGUGUGACCACUGGGUACAUAUACUUGUCCCUGUGGGAUUUGUCGUUGGAUGCUAUCUAGACAGAAAGAAUGAUGAAAAGCUAAUUGCCUUCCGGAACAAGAGUCUGUUAUAUAAAAGGGAAUUAAGACCCAGUGAAGAAGUCACCAGGAAGUAAGAGUUGCUGCUGAAUUACAGAAUGUUCACAUUUUUUAAAAUAUAAGAGAAAAACACA